UAAGGUAGGCUAGAUGGGUUUCGCCCGAGAACAAAGCGUGUGAGUACGUGAGUGCUGUCCGAGGUUACGGUGGUUACUUAAUGGUUUCUAAAUUGGGAUUUUGUCGGUUGUUGGAGGGUGAAUUUAAUGCACUGGCGUAUCCCGGUGGUUGCCUAGUAACGCGCUGGCAGUGGGCGCCGUAGAGAGAUCUCUAUGGUGGGCGCUCCAUUAAAACCGUUGGCGCUCCUGACCUUGGCGUCGUAUAUGCGCAAAGCACACAGACUGUGCAAAGCAGGAGAUAAGAGUAAAGAUCCGCGUGUUUGAUACUGAAACCCGGGGAAUAUUUCACGCAGCCCCGUUGUCUUAUAAGCGAAACGGACGGGCAUGGUAUGGAGAGAUGGAGCGCGUAUCAGCUUCUGUAAAAGCAGAUUUGUGUGCACUGCAAUGAAAAGCGGAAGUGGGGGUGGUCCAUACCUGGCUGAGGGGAUUUUGGAUUUGAUAACCAUUGCAGUCAAAGGCACAGUGAGUGAUGUCUGUUUGACAGAGUCAGUGCAAAGGGACUGAGCGGACACUACAGUGUGCAUUUGUGCUAUACAAGGGCACUGUCCAGCCCAGACCAUGUGGCUGGCUACAUUUAGAGACCAUCUGUUGCCUGCACACCUGCUACAUCAUCAAGGGACUGUUACCAUCACCCACUGUGCUCUUCUUUGGUGGAUAUUAUGUUCCUGCUGGUCAUUCACCAAGGCAACAAGCCAGAAAUUCUACCCAACAGUGACCACUCAGUUUGGGAAACUGCGAGGCCUCAGGGUUCCUGUGCCCAGCGAGGUGCUCAGGCCUGUUGAUCAGUAUCUGGGGGUCCCCUAUGCUGCUCCACCCGUGGGUGAGAAGCGCUUCAUGCCCCCCGACCAGCCAGCCUCUUGGUCAGGUGUCAAGAAUGCUACCCACUUCAUGCCUGUGUGCCCUCAGAACAUCCACAACACCGUGCCAGAGAUCAUGAUGCCCAUAUGGUUCACCUAUAACCUGGACACAGUAGCCACAUACAUUCAGGAUCAGAGCGAGGACUGUUUAUAUCUAAACAUCUACACUCCGACAGAGGAGGGGAGCCAACACAAGAAAAAGGGGGCGGCUUUCUCACAUGCUGAGACUCAUAUAUCUGAAGAUAUAAGGGACUCUGAGGCUCGACCUGUGAUGGUUUACAUCCAUGGAGGCUCCUAUAUGGAGGGCACUGGGAACAUGAUGGACGGCAGCGUGCUGGCCAGUUAUGGGAAUGUUGUUGUCGUCACGCUCAACUACAGAAUUGGAAUAUUAGGCUUCCUCAGUACUGGUGACCAGGCAGCAAAAGGAAACUAUGGACUCCUGGACCAGAUUCAAGCUCUCCGUUGGAUCAGUAAGAACAUUGGUUACUUUGGAGGAGACCCAGGUCGCAUCACAGUCUUUGGAUCUGGAAUCGGUGCUUCAUGUGUCAGUCUGCUAACUCUGUCCCACCACUCAGAGGGUAAGAAUCACCAUCUCAGUCAUCAGUCAUUUAAUCAAUACAGAUUCGUUGUACAGAUAUGCAGUUAUACACUACGCAUGCUGGCCGAGAGGGUUGGCUGCAAUGUGCUGGACACUGUGGACAUGGUCUCCUGCCUGCAGAAAAAGAGUGCAAGGGAGCUGGUGGAGCAAGACAUCCAACCUGCCAGAUACCGCGUCGCUUUUGGUCCUGUCAUUGACGGAGACGUCAUCCCGGAUGACCCAGAGAUCCUGAUGGAGCAGGGCGAGUUCCUUAACUACGAUAUAAUGCUGGGUGUUAAUCAGGGAGAAGGCCUGCGCUUUGUGGAGAACGUGAUGGAUCUGGAGGACGGCGUGUCUGGCAGUGACUUUGACUUUGCAGUGUCAGACUUUGUGGACAGUUUGUAUGGCUACCCAGAAGGGAAGGACACACUGAGGGAGACAAUUAAAUUCAUGUACACAGACUGGGCUGACAAGGACAAUCCAGAGACCAGGAGGAAGACCCUUGUGGCCCUUUUCACCGACCACCAAUGGGUUGAGCCCUCAGUGGUAACUGCUGACCUACACGCCCGCUAUGGGUCGCCUACAUACUUCUACGCCUUCUACCACCACUGCCAGAGCCUCAUGAAGCCAGUGUGGUCGGAUUCAGCGCACGGAGAUGAGGUGCCUUAUGUGUUUGGCAUCCCCAUGGUGGGCCCAACUGACCUGUUCCCCUGUAACUUCUCCAGGAACGACAUCAUGCUCAGCGCUGUGGUUAUGACUUAUUGGACCAACUUCGCCAAGAGUGGGGAUCCUAACAAACCAGUGCCACAGGACACCAAAUUCAUCCACACCAAGGCCAACCGCUUCGAGGAGGUGGCUUGGUCUAAGUAUGACCCCUUCGACCAGCUGUACUUGCACAUUGGCCUAAAGCCUCGUAUCCGUGACCACUACCGCGCCACCAAGGUGGCCUUCUGGAAACACUUGGUGCCCCAUCUCUACAACCUCCACGACAUGUUCCAUUACUCCUCCACCACCACCAAGGUCACCCCACUGGAUCCCACCCAGUCCAAUGGUAAGAGGUCCGGCAGCACCGGGCGGCCUCCUGUAUCCACCGCCCACAUUGACGGGGACGGGAGGGAGAUGGGCCCGCUGAUCAUGCCAAACCCGAGAGAUUACUCCACAGAGCUCAGCGUCACCAUUGCUGUAGGAGCGUCACUGCUCUUCCUCAACGUCCUGGCCUUCGCAGCUCUGUACUACCGCAAGGACAAGCGCAGUCGGCAGGACACCUCCCAGCAGCCCAGUCCCCAGCGUGACAGCAAAGGCAACAACGUGAGCCACACCACCACUGUAGACGAGACCCUGUCCCAGCAAAGGAACCAGUGUGAAGCCCUUCACAAUCCUCUUCAUGUCUCGCCCAGCUUGGACUACUCACUGAGCCAACGGCGCUCCCCUGACGACAUCCCUCUGAUGACCCCCAACAACAUCACCAUGAUCCCCAACUCCCUGAUGGGCCUCUCCAACAUGAGUCCAUACAGCACCUUCCCUGCUGGUUACAGCUCUGCAGGCCUGCCAAGCACCCACUCUACCACUCGGGUAUAGCCUGGCUGGAGACGGGAGGAGAACCGCGACGUACAUAAAACAUGGAAAUGUAAAGCUGUAUUUAGGAUGUGUAGGUAAAAUAGGAUUGAAUAUGUUUGUUCUGUCUUUUCCAAAGGUGUACAACCGCCAACAUCCUGCCUUUGCUCUCUCAUAAUAGGAAGUCUAACUGCAGAGUCAUUUUAUAAUAAUCACUUUCAAAGGCAGACAAAAAGAAAAAGUGCAUUUCAUUUUCCACUUUGGCUUUUUUGGAACUUUACCUAGUAAGAACUUAGUAUAAUGUUUAUACAGUUGGAUUUGUAUGGGAAGCUUUUUCUUACUCUGUGAUAUCGAUUUUGAUCUCGUGGAACGAAGUGACAUUACUCGUGGUGGACAGUGAUGAGAUCUGGGAAAAGCUGAAAAGCAGUAUUAUUAUUAUUAUUAUUAUUAUUAUCAAGCUAUUUUAUACAUAUUUCUCAUCGUACAUUGCUUAUUAUGAAAAUGUAUUUUUACUGUAAUUACUUUUAAAUGCCUUGUAACUCGCUCAUAUAAAGAAUUACUGUGGAAUCAAGUUGUACUCAAAUACUGGUCACACACGUGGUAAAAAUGUCCAGUUUAUCCAAAAUAUUUCUAUCUGGUAGUGCAAAAUAUAGCACUCCUCUGUGUGUGUGUUUGUGUGUGUGUGUGUGUGUGUGUGUGUGUGUGUGUGUGUGUGUGUGUGUGUGUGUGUGUGUGUGUGUGUGUGUGUGAUGAGAAAUUCGCUACAAAAUGUAAAUUUGGCAUUGUUUGAAAUUAAUCAUUUAGUUUUGCAUUUGUAGUGUUGUGUAAUCUAUUGUAGUCUAUUUGAGUAUCCUUGCUACAUUUUUGUUUCACGUGUCUUCAAUUUUGCUUAAUACAUUGUAGGAAUAUAACUUCUGCUUUACUAUAAAAGAGAAUUGCUUAAAAUGUGUUUUCCUACUCCAACCAACUCAUGGUUCUUAUGGCUUGGCUUCUUUGUACAGAAUAAACUUAGACCAACAUUUUAUUUGUCGUUUGUUUACGAAUACUGUAAGGUCUUCGGAAAGAUAACUGUAAUUAUAUUGUAAUUGUAUGUAUACCAACUCAAUAAUUCACAUUUAAAGGGAGUUUGAUGAAACAUACAGAUUAUUGCUCCUACUCCAAGUCGUUUGGACCCCGUGCAUACCAAGAUAUAUGCAGGGGUCAAUACUCUUUACUGAAUAGAAAUGAUGGACAUCAAACUUUGAGAUUUGAUUUCUUUGAACCUAUCAUAAUGUUGUUUAAUCUAAAUGAGACAACUAUUAAAAGAUUUUUGGAACUAAA
This is a messenger RNA of Perca fluviatilis (European perch), 4347 nucleotides long. RefSeq names its product neuroligin 3b (gene nlgn3b). Gene Ontology annotation, molecular function: neurexin family protein binding; signaling receptor activity. Gene Ontology annotation, biological process: modulation of chemical synaptic transmission; postsynaptic membrane assembly; chemical synaptic transmission. The transcript has 7 exons. Lineage: Eukaryota; Metazoa; Chordata; Actinopteri; Perciformes; Percidae. The coding region runs from base 598 to 3051 and encodes 817 amino acids. Gene Ontology annotation, cellular component: synapse; cell surface; postsynaptic specialization membrane. The record is from RefSeq and is a predicted model, not a curated record.